Messenger RNA from Wickerhamiella sorbophila, 2049 nucleotides. RefSeq names its product Solute carrier family 28 member 3. NCBI's taxonomy places the organism in Eukaryota, Fungi, Ascomycota, Dipodascomycetes, Dipodascales, Trichomonascaceae. The transcript has a single exon. Gene Ontology annotation, cellular component: membrane. The record is from RefSeq and is a predicted model, not a curated record. Gene Ontology annotation, biological process: nucleoside transmembrane transport. Gene Ontology annotation, molecular function: symporter activity; nucleoside transmembrane transporter activity. Bases 1 to 2049 code for a protein of 682 amino acids.
AUGGAGAAUAAGGAUACGCCCAAAGACUCUCAUCGAGACUCGCCAGUGAAAAAAAUAUUCAACAAGGUCAACCUAAAUGAGCGUCAGGUCCCUCGCUCUAUCGACCCUGCUUUGGAUCCCUCGAACCAACAUGAACACGCUCAUCGGUUUCACGAGGGCCACGGUGAACAUUUGGGUCCGGAGAUCCGGUAUGCGGACGUUGGUGUGGGCGGACGCAUAGAACUCGAAAGCACCCCGAAACAUCUUCACCAUGCCGGAGAAGAAGUUCGUCCUGUUCCAGAUGACCCCUCACCGGGCCAUCAGCAUGAUACUGAAAAAAAUGCUCAUCAUAUUCUUCAUGAGAAAGACGACUUCAACAAUAAUCUUGAGGAAGUUCCAUCUCAAAGCUCCGAACUGGAAAAGAAUAGUUACAAGUCACACGUUGAUGUCGAGAGCGGAGCUGCCAGUGAUCGACCAAACAUCCUGCAGCGGUUCCGCUUGGCUAGCAAGCGUUACCGUUGGGUUGUGGUACUGUUUUUCGGUCUCUUUUUCACUGCUUGGUGGAUUUCGAUCGUUGCCCAGGACAAGCAUCGUCACAUGUGGCUGAUUCCAACCGUCCUUUGGAUUCUGCUGAUGAUUCGGUUUAUCACAUUCUACACACCCACAAGAUAUCUCCUUGUCUGGGCAAAUUGGGUGUGGCAGCGUACGUUUGUACCUGUAAGAAACAUGAUCCCUAAAAGGUUUUGGCCUUACUGUGAAGCCUUCCUGACCAUUAUGACCGUUCUAGUCGCAACGUUCGCUACUCCAUCCACCGAUGGAUCUAAUUUGAACGAGCGUGCUGUUUCGUUACUUGGGUACUGCGUUUUCUAUUUCGGGUUCUUUGUCUUUUCCCGUUACAAGAAUCGUAUCAACUGGCACACCGUCUGGGUAGGAAUUUUUGCUCAAUACGUGGUCGCCCUCUUCGUUUUGCGUACUAAAGCCGGAUACGAUUUCUUCAACUGGAUUUCUUUCUUGGCUCGCAAACUUCUAAGCUUUGCUGGUGACGGUGCCGCCUUCUUGACCUCCGCCGACGUUGUCGCCAAAGGAUAUUUCAUUGCAAACACCAUUCCCUCUAUUAUUUUCUUUAUUGCUUUUAUCCACAUCUGGUACUACUUUGGAAUUUUGCAAUGGUGUAUUGGCAAGUUUGCGGUUAUCUUCUUCUGGGCUAUGCAAGUCUCAGGUGCCGAAGCUGUUGUUGCUGCCGCAUCUCCCUUCAUCGGUCAAGGUGAGUCUGCAAUUCUUGUUAAACCUUUUAUUUCUCACAUGACUGAUGCUGAGCUGUUCCAGGUGCUAGUUUCUGGUUUCGCGACCAUCGCUGGUUCGGUUUUGGCCGCAUAUGUGAACAUGGGUGUUAACCCAGCGGCCCUUAUCACUUCUUGUGUUAUGUCCAUUCCUGCGUCGUUGGCCGCCUCCAAAUUAGUUUACCCGGAGACUGAAGAGUCACUUACGGCCAACCGUGUAGUUGUUCCAGAGGACACUACAGAAGAGGCACACAACGUGCUCCACGCCUUUUCUAAUGGCGCCUGGGUGGGUCUCCAGGUAGGCCUUGCCAUGAUCACCAACUUAUUGUGUAUCAUUGCCCUUGUUGCUUUGAUUGACGCACUCUUGACAUGGUUUGGCGGCUUCUGGAACAUCACCCCCGAUCUCACACUCGAAAUGAUCCUGGGUUACUUGUUCUAUCCUGUGGCAUAUAUGCUUGGUAUCACCAAUUCUAAGGACAUUUAUCCUGUUGCGAAACUUUUGGGAAUCAAAAUGAUUCAAAAUGAGUUUGUCGCCUACACUGCUCUGGUUAAAAGCCCAGACUACGCCGACCUUGAACCUCGUUCCCGUAUGCUUGCUACUUUUGCUCUUUGCGGGUUCUCCAACAUGGGUUCUAUUGGUAUCCAGAUUGGUGUGCUCGGUCAGAUCGCCCCUGAACGUAAAGGUCGUGUGGCUCAGUUCGCUCUUGCAGCCUUGUUAGUCGGCACAUUUACUACCUAUACUUCGGCUUGUGCUGCCGGUAUGGCUCUUGAUAAGGUCCCUAGCGUCUAG